This is a messenger RNA of Cucumis melo (muskmelon), 2263 nucleotides long. RefSeq names its product DELLA protein GAI-like. The record is from RefSeq and is a predicted model, not a curated record. The transcript has a single exon. Gene Ontology annotation, biological process: regulation of DNA-templated transcription; hyperosmotic salinity response; regulation of reactive oxygen species metabolic process. Lineage: Eukaryota; Viridiplantae; Streptophyta; Magnoliopsida; Cucurbitales; Cucurbitaceae. Gene Ontology annotation, molecular function: DNA-binding transcription factor activity; sequence-specific DNA binding. Gene Ontology annotation, cellular component: nucleus. Bases 340 to 2031 code for a protein of 563 amino acids.
UUGGAAAGACCUAAAAUUGUAAUUGAACCCUGAAGAAAAAGUAAAAAUUUGCAAAAGCAAGUCCAAAAGUUUCAAUUAUUUAAUUUUGCGUCCCCCACUCCCCGAAAAAGAAAGAAAGAAAAAGAAAAAAGGCAUUAUUGUUAUUAUUAUUAUAGCCUUUCAGUAGUUCCUAAUCUCUUCCGCUCGUGGCCUCCCUCUGUUCAACGCUUUCAUUGAAGCUGCCGCCCAUCCUCAUCUCUUCCAACUUUCACAUUAAAAAAUCGAUCCGUAAUUUCAAAAUUUUCCAUUUCUACCACCAUGAUCCAUCUCUCACUCUAAACUCUCCCCAAAUUCUAUACCAUGAAGCGAGACCACACCCAACAAUCCUCAAAUCCAGCCGCCGCCGGCAAGCCCAAGAAAUGGGCAGUCGAAGAGGAGGAAGACCACGACAAGCAUCUAGCUGCUCUUGGCUACAAUGUCCGGUUGUCGGACAUGGCGGACGUUGCUUUGAAACUGGAACAGUUAGAAAUGGUAAUGGGUUUGUCGGAAGAAGAUGGAAUUUCUCACCUCUCUUCAAAUACAGUCCAUUACAAUCCUUCCGAUGUUUCUUCUUGGGUUCAAAGCAUGCUCGUUGAACUCAAUACUCCGCUUCAAUCCCAGGGAAUAAUUCACGACCCUGUUCUUGCCAUAGCUGAAUCCACUUCCUUCUCCGUGGCCGCUGCCUUCACCAAUGAUUCCGAGUACGAUCUCAGAGCCAUUCCCGGCGUUGCUGCUUUCCCACAAAUCGAUUCCUCCAACCCCAGAAAGCGAUUCAAGAAAUCUGAUUCUGAAUCCCUUCUUGUUACUGCAUCUUCUUCUACUUCUUCGUCGUCCUCGUCAGAGCCGUCGCGCUCGGUGGUUCUGGUGGAUUCUGCCGAGACUGGUGUCCGUCUAGUCCACAGCCUUCUCGCCUGCGCAGACGCCGUCGACAAUAACAAUCUAAAUCUCGCCGAGGCUCUACUCAAACACAUCAGAUUCCUCGUUGAGGCUCAGGCAGGUGCUAUGAGGAAAGUCGCCGGAUAUUUCGCUCAAGCUCUCACUUACCGGAUUUACAGAUUCUACCCACCGAAGCCCUUCGAUUAUUUAUCUUCAUACACCGAUCUUCUUCAAAUGCAUUUCUAUGAAACUAGCCCCUAUCUGAAAUUCGCCCAUUUCACUGCCAAUCAAGCCAUUCUCGAAUCCGUUGGAUCUGCUAGUUCCAUCCACGUCGUCGAUUUCAACCUCCAGCAAGGUCACCAAUGGCCGCCGUUGAUUCAGGCUUUCGCGCUCCGACCAGGUGGGCCUCCGGCGUUUCAUCUUACUGGAGUCCGCCACACGCUCGAGGAAAAUUCCACAGACGGAUUACAGGAAGUGGGUGCGAAAUUGGCGCAAUUCGCGGAAAAAUUCGGCAUGAAAUUCGAAUUCCGUGGGUUCUUCUGCAACAAUUUGGCCGAUCUCGAACCGUCGAUACUCAAUUUAGAAACAGAAACCGUCGCUAUAAGCUCCAUUUUCGAGCUCCACCGUCUACUUGCCCAUUCAGGCGCGAUCGAAAAAGUUCUAACCACAAUCAAAGAACUGAACCCCAAAAUCAUCACUGUCGUGGAGCAGGUCGCGAACCACAACGGGCCGUCGUUCGUGGAUCGAUUCACUGAAGCACUACACUAUUAUUCAAGCUUAUUCGAUUCGUUAGAAGGGUCGCCAGCAGGGGAGGAGGAUGUGGUGAGGUCAGAGGAGUAUUUAGGGAGGCAAAUCUACAACGUAGUGGCGUGUGAAGGUUCUGACCGUGUGGAGCGGCAUGAAACGGUGGCGCAGUGGCGGAGCCGGUUGAGCUCGAGUGGGUUCGAGAUGGUUCAUUUGGGUUCUAACGCAUUCAAUCAGGCGAGUACUUUGCUGGCGGCUUUGUUCGGCGGUGGAAAUGGGUACAGAGUGGAAGAGAAUAAUGGGAGUUUGACGUUGGGAUGGCACACUCGGCCGCUCAUAGCCACCUCAGCCUGGACGGUGGCCGGAGGCGGUGAGUCGACUCGACCGAGUUAAGGGCGGAUCUGAACUUUUUUGACGGAGAGAGGGAAAUAGAAAGAAAGUGGUGAUUUUGUGUAAUUCUUCUUUGUUUACUUUGUUUUAUUACUACUCUCUUACUCUCUUUUUUUUUUUUUUUGUGAAAAUAUUGGAGAAGGUGGGUAAGAGAAGUCCUUUUAGGGUUCGGAUUUUAACUUCAAUUUUGCCUUUUGUGGAAUGUAUGCAAUAAUAUGUAUUUAUUUUCUUUUUA